GAACUCAGUGUUGUGUACAACGACGACGCGCGCGCAUGCCGCGACGCGUUCCAAACUUAAAUUUUAACAACGAAACAAACGAAAAGUGAACAGUGUUCCAAAAUCGAAAUUCAAAAUUGUUCCGUCCGAAUGUUGUGUUCAAAAUGCUGUAGUGACGUGCCUAUUUGUGUAGGGUUGUUUUUUUCAUAGAGUUAGUAAGUCCUAGAAGUGGACAAGUGCAAACUAUUGUUUUCUUUGUUGACGUGCACCAGCUGUCAAAAUAAACGGAUUAUCAAGAUUUAUCCAGUUUGUCUCACUACAUUAAUAUAAAGAUACCACCAAUCACAAACGAUGAACUGAAACACAAGAAAAAAGCAAAACUAUGUGCACUUACUAAAUACCUGCUUAACCCUAAAAUGCGCACUUAUAAACGACUAUCUGACUAUGCGUGACCGGUGACGAACUAUGUACCAGUGUUAGUGAAUAUUUAGAAUCCAAAAUGGCGCAUAAAGUGAAAAACAAUCAUUAUGUGGCGACCCACCGGUCGGGGGUUGAUUCUCCGUCGUCUGGGGGUUAUAUACACAGGGCCUCGUCGAGGGAUGAGAAUGACAGUCAUCGAGCACCUUCGGAAAGGACACUUUCUGAAUAUACGACAAUGGACGAGCGAACGCGAUCACCUUCAGGCGAGCACAGGAAUGGCAGACGGCACCAGCACACCAACGGCUCACCCAGAGCAGACUCGGGGUCUGAUGUGUACGUCACCAGCGCCGCCUACCGACCUCCUUCAGAAAUCAGCCGGCAGUCGCGAGCACCCCGCAGUGUGUACUCCUACAGAAGUGCAGUGGCGCCAUCUGUGGCCUCGACACACAGAUCUAAAGUCUCUAGGAAGGCAGGAGUAAAAGUAGACGCGAUGGCAGCGCCGAACCCGUUCUGUCCGAACGUGAAGGGCAUGUGCUGUCUGAUGCUGCUGCUCAACCUGGGGCUGAUCCUCGUCACGCUCGGCUUUGUCAUCGUGCUGCAGUUCUUUGAACCGCUGUUUGUAUGGAUCCUGGGCAUAGUCUUCCUGAUAUUCGGCUUCAUCACACUAGUAGGCAGUCUCAUCUACUGCGUGGUGCUAUGCCGAGAGAACCCCUACCCUCGGUACCCUGACGACUUCUACUGGACCCACCACUGGUCCAAGACUAUUGGACCUUCAGAGAUCCACUACAGCGCCAGUGAAAAACAGUACAUUAAAAAUGGCAACAGUGAUAGGUACAAUAAGUAUAACGGAAAGUAUUCUGACAGGGAGAGUGCGAAAGGUUACUCGGAUAGAGAAAGCAAACUUAGUAGGUACUGAAAAUUUUGAUAUAAAAGAUGAAAUUUAUUUUCGUUCGAUCUUCCGCUGGAAGGCUUUUAGAUCAAACUUUCUUAACAGUUUAUGUAUGUUAGUCUUUGGCAUAAUGCAAUGGUAUGAGAGAAAUAAAAGGAGAAAUAAAGGCCAUCUCCAAAAAAAGGACCACUACUACUUAUAUAUCAGAUAAGUUCAUCUUGUUAUGAAUAAUCUGGUAAAUACGUCAUUUCUAAUAAAUAGUGGUCUGGAGGUGUAAUUUUUCUCUCAACGUCACCUCUAACGUCUAUUUGUAAAUAACAAAUUGAUAAAAAAAUAUUUUGAGAAAUUCUCAGCUACAGUGGCUUUCCAAUUUAGGCCCAAUUCGCCAUAUUUUUGGAAUAGGCCUUUUUAUAAAUAUUGUCUGUAUCAAUGGCAAUAUAAUAUUUAAAACUGCAAUCUAACAUUCUUUCUACACACCUGUCUGUAGAUCUAUAAAUAAAAAUACUAAUUUUAUUAAAUGUCAAUAAACCAUUAAAUAAAUAUAUUUUUUUAGUUAAGAAUUAAUCUAUAGAAUAUUAUUGUAAUUGUACUUAUUAUAAUACGUAGUAACAAUUUGUCUAAAUAUAUUUUAUAAAUAAUUAAUUUAAUGUAAAUAUGUAAUAUCGGUUAAGCAAAACACUCAGAAUUAAAUGCCAUAUUAAUUUACCCAUUACUAUAGGAGUGUUUAGGCUUAAGCGAAGUCUGGAUAGACGGUACAAA
Helicoverpa zea (corn earworm) is the source of this 2047-nucleotide messenger RNA. RefSeq lists its product as uncharacterized. Bases 479 to 1315 code for a protein of 278 amino acids. The transcript is spliced from 7 exons. The record is from RefSeq and is a predicted model, not a curated record. NCBI's taxonomy places the organism in Eukaryota, Metazoa, Arthropoda, Insecta, Lepidoptera, Noctuidae.